Molecule: messenger RNA, 1842 nt
Organism: Arthroderma uncinatum
Lineage: Eukaryota; Fungi; Ascomycota; Eurotiomycetes; Onygenales; Arthrodermataceae
Exons: 6
Coding region: 1-1842 (613 amino acids)
Cellular component (GO): lipid droplet
Source: RefSeq, a predicted model, not a curated record
AUGCCUUCAGACUGCAGACCGGCGACGACGAGGAUGGACCUGGCGAUAGAUUCUUCAGGCUCUCCUCCUGGCAUCGCGGCCUUGUUCCUCAUCCGCUUCGACGUCAGAGCCGGAUAUACGAUCGCCUGGAAGAAGACAGCCUCAGACAUCGUCCUUGAGAAUGCGGUCGAAUUCAAGUCGCUACCGUCCGGCCUACACAACGUGAAAGAAGAUCUCGUAUACUUUGUCCACGAACGAUAUGCCGGGCUCAGCGCCUUCGUCAACGAGCCCGCGGGGGAGGCAGAGCGGAAUGCGAUCAUGCUCUCCGUCGGCGUCCUCGCGCCUCUCAGCCACGGCAGGCUGGGGAGAAGCUGGAAACACGCUGCCGGACUGAAGGACCUGGCUCUGCAGCUCGCAGCGGACCCGGACAACACCCAGCCCUUGACGGAAUACUGGGACAAGUUUCAAUUGAGAGACGACGAGGCCAGCUCGCCGCCAGAUUCUCCCCUGGACUCGAUGUCGCACUCGAAAACCGGGCCUGCGCCCAUUGCUUCCACCAAACGUCGGCAGCGUGCUCUCAGUGACGCAACCGCUCUCAUCUCGAAUCACACAUUGCCGUCAUACCACCCGGCUUUGACACUGCCAGACUUUCUAGACACGUUUGGACCGCUGAUAUUCCCGUUAUAUCGAGCGGCUAUCCUGCGGAAGCGGAUAGUCUUCCUUGGUGAUGCGCCCGUCGAGAUGUCAUGUAAUUUUAUAUAUAACAUAUCCUUAUUAUCCUCGCUUCCUCACAACCUGCUAUCUUUCCUACCUUCCGCCAAAGACAUCCCCAGCCUUCGACCUCGACCUUUAUUCAACGUCGGCAUCCACGACAUGGCAUACCUGUCCACACUAUCCAAUUCAGCCGAUCCAUGCUGGAUAGCAUGUUCAAGUGAUCGCGUUCUUGGACUCAGACCGGAGCUCUACGAUGUCCUCAUAACUCUCCCUCCAAACUAUUCAAGGCAGGCUCCUGAAAAAGCAUAUCCGAAAAUGUCGCUCUCCCCACGGACUGCUGCAGGCCAGCAAAGGGACCCCAAAGCAAAGUCAACCCCCAUCAAAGCAACACAGCGAGAUAGCCGUCGAUUCGUAACCUUACGGGACGGACUGAAGGAGUUCGCAAGGCUAGGCGAGAUAUCUGUCCCUGACCGAGAAGACUCAGAUAACACGUCUACCUUCUCGUCAAACUCCCUGGUCGAGCCUGUUUCCUGGCCGCUGUUGGCGUAUACUUCAUUCAUAUGGUGGGCGUCUGCCGGUGAAAAGGGUGCAGGCCUCUCAGACGAAGAAGCCGAACAGGACGCAGCCCUUCUCCAGGUAGCACAUGAUGACAGCGAGGCGGUAGAUGACCCUUCAAACACACCAUACCGACGAGAAUCCAUGGCCGUGCCAGAUGCAAAUAACAUGUCCCAGGAAAUCGCCAUCAUCACUUACUUCCGACGACUCACGACCCAGAUAUUCACCAUCUUAUUUGACAUCGUCAGUCGCGCGGACGAAGAGCUUAAUGACUCGCCCGAGUUCAGCCAGAGUGAAUCAUCCUUUACCCGUCGCUAUCGUGACAAUGAGGGCGAGGAGGAAGUAGAAGGCGACGAGGAGGAACUUAAUUCCUCCACCCUCGUUGGCGAGCAUGAUGACGACCAACCGCUCCUUCGCACGCCGGACGACGACGACAUCAUCACCAUAACUUCUUCUGAUAUUACCAAUAUGGGACUUGACGCGUGGAGCCAUGCGGAUAAAAUGUUUAUUGUAGAACUGGUGAAUGUCUGGUGGGGGAGAAAGGCACAGGUCGAGGGUUCUCACAUUCAAUGCUGCGGGGUGCGGAUUAUAUAG